UUUCCCACAAAAUGUGUCAAUAGCUCAGUCCAACUGUGAUUGCAGCUCCAGGUGCUGAACAUAGACAGUUACUAUACAAAUCACACACUGCUGCUAGAAACCUUGUCCUUCAACAAGGUUCUCAAGCAAGUGCCUAACUUUAAGCAUAUGAGUAGUUCUACUAGAGUGAUUGAGGCAUAAAAUUAAGAAUAUGCUUAUAAUGCUUAGAUACAGAUCUCUACUGUUUGAACUAAUGGAAAAGUCCCUUAGCUACUACUAGCAAGUCCCAUAUUCUCUGUCUGAGUCAACUGCUAAAGUGAAACUUGAUUAUAUGCAUAAAUCCAGUACAUUACAAAAGGAUCUAAAUCUUAUUAGGGGCACAUUGGGGGAAGCCCUGCUAAAUGUAAGCUUUCAGCAUUUUAUUGUCUCUUUAGCAUAAAAGGGGGACAUUAAUAUACAAUACCUUCCAGUGUAGGCAUUGGAAUUUUAAGCUGAUGAUGAUAUUUUAAACACUAUUUUAAAGCUGUGAUGUUAGUAUUGCUUUCCUGGAAUUAAUUUGAUUGUUAUUCUUCAUGCCUUAUGCUUUUUAUUGUACUGUCUCCUAUUACUUGUUACCCAUAGACUUUACAUCUGUUUCUUCUAAAUCAGUGAUACAGGACUGAAAAGCUUUCUUUAAUUACAGAAAUAACUUGCUGCCAAAAGAAAAACAACUUUAUAUUGGUGUGAGAGGUUUGCUUCCUGUUAAUGUUAUAUAAGGUUAAAUUUAAUAUUUUGCCUCUCAUUCUUACUGAUUUGUCUCCUAUAUCUGUUUGUCUCAGUGGGCCCAAUCCUGUCACUCCAACUGGUCUUCAGUGGUACUAUUUAUAAGAGUAAGCCUUACUUUUAGGACUAAGUCUUGCUGAAUUGGACCCUUUCUCCAGUCCCAGGAGGAUGGAAAAGGAGGAAAGAAAUAUACCCGAUUGGGUGGGGUUUGCAUAUGGAGAACAACGUGAGAUAUUUUGUUCUCAAGAAAAAAAAAUGGGAGGAGUGCCAGGUUUUUUACUCCACCCUUCAGAUCUGUCCAUUUAAAGGCACUUGUUGUUCCAACACUGCAGUUUCAUCAAAGGCAACAAACAUGGCAAAACAACAGAACAAAUUAGUUGAUGAAAUAGAGAAAGUGCUGGAAAAGUCUAAAGGGUUUUCCCUUAAGGAUCUGCUGUUCUUCUAUCAGGGAACCCCAUACCCUGUCUCUGUAUGCAGUGCAGAGACAUUCCAGGCCCUGGAAAACUUAGAAGCCAGAAGAGAUGAUAUGGUGUUGGUGUCUUACCCCAAAUGCGGUGCAAAUUGGCUUAUCCAGCUCUUAAAUGAUUUGAUAUUUACAACUUCCCAGACUAAACAUAUAAACACGGAGCUGCCGUUUAUUGAAUGUGGAGAUCCAGAAAAAUAUCAGAGGAUGAAACAGUUUCCAUCUCCAAGGAUUUUGGCAACACACCUCCAUUAUGAUAAUCUCCCCAAGUCUAUCUUCAAGAAUAAAGCCAAGAUACUAGUGUUGUUUCGAAAUCCUAAAGAUACAGCUGCAUCGUUUUUUCAUUUCUAUAACAAGGCUUUAGACGUCCCCAGUUAUAACUCCUGGGAUGAGUUCUUCUCAGAGUUCAUGAGUGGAAAAGUCAGCUGGGGUUCCUAUUUUGACCACGCAGUUGCCUGGAACAAACACAUUGAGGAUGAAAAUAUUAUGAUUAUAACAUAUGAAGACCUGAAAGAGAACCUGGCUUCUGGAGUGAAGCAAAUAGCUGAAUUCUUUGGAUUCUCUCCAACGGCAGAGCAGAUUCAGUUUAUUGCAGACAGGGGAAGCUUCCAAGCAAUGAGAGAAAAAUCCCAGGAGAUCUAUGGCUCAGUUGGUCCGAUUCUCUUCCGUAAAGGUGCUGUUGGAGAUUGGAAGAACCUUUUUACUGAAGCUCAAAGCCAGGAAAUGGAUGCUAAAUUUAAAGAGUGUUUAGGGGGAACCAAGCUGGAAGCACAUCUGAAGUAUGAUGUGCACUGCAAGGCCUGAGAAUGGUUACAGAAAAGUCUCACUUUGAUAUGUGCUUUUAAUUUUUUUUUAUAUACUCUAAAAGGAAUACUUUAAAUCAGGAUGAAUAUCUCAGUUGUAAUUUGUAGCUUGUUAGUGUAAGAUUACAUUUCUGCUAAGUUUGGUUCUGUCAUAUCGUCAGCAUACAGGCUUCAGUUAGGUAAAACACUUAAGCACAUGCUUAAUUUUAAGCACCUGCUUAAAUCCUAGUGUAGUCAGUGGGAUUAUUCAUAAAUUAAGCAAGAGCUUAAGUGUUUUGUGGACCAGAGAUAAGAUUACUUGCUUUAAAUUAAAUUAUGCUUACAUGGUUUGCAGAAUUGAAGCUUGAAUGAAGAAGUGUUAUCUAUCCAUGUGUAGGUUGAAAUUUUGAUGUAAGCAAGUUAAGAGAGACAUAAGUGGUGCUGCCCCAAAAUUCAGUUCACUGUUCCUCCUAAAUUGGGAAGUGUUAUGCAAAGACUAUUGAAGGCCAAGAAAUAAUGAAAAGGGAACUAGAGUGGUGAGCGCAAAUUAAUAUAAUAGGUGUAAAUUCUAACAAAGUCAUUUAGUGGGAGCAAGGUACUUGGAAAGCAGUGAUGGAAAAGAGACCAAAGGGUGAUUGUGGGCUGCUAGUGAGACAUGAGUUUGUAAUAUGACAUCGGCAACAAAAAAGCCAAUUCAGUUUGGGGCUGCAAAUCCAAAGGUUUUGUAUCAUGGACCAGGGACGUGACAUGCCUUCGGUGUGUGACCAUGGGGAGAUUGCACCAGGAUUACUCCUGUAAUUUAGGACACCUAGAUACCAGAAAAACUUAGCCAAAGUGGGGAAAAUUCAUGGAAAAGCGACAUAAGUGAUCAGGGAUUUAUAAGGAAUAAAAUAGUGUAACUAUGCACUAUGGAUCGUUGUAUCUCCAUUAUUAUACUAGAACAGAAAGAGUGGAAUUGAUUAGAGUGCUGAAAUAGUUAGGAAUAAUGGGAUGAAAGUGAGGAAAGAAAUGUUUAGAGUGCAUUAUCAGAAAACAUUUCCAGAACCCUAACUGUGGAAGUGUCCCAACAGGUUUCUACAGCUUCUCAUCGCGUGCGUGAUUUUAAAACUAGAUUGGAGAAAGCACUUGAGCUAUAAAGAACAAUUCUACAGAGGCAAUGGGAGGGACUAGACCUGCUAGGCUUUUUCCAUCUCUGAUUUCUAUAGCUCAAGGAGUUAUCAGUCUAUGCUCACUGAUGAAAAUGAGCUAUGUUUCUAAUAUUAUUAAAAUGUACUUUGGGCUAGAUUGUGCAUUUAGACACAUUCCCCUCAAGAGCAGGGCCGGCUUUAAGCCGAUUCGGCCUAUUCCCCAGAAUGGGCCCCCGCGCCUAAGA
Molecule: messenger RNA, 3358 nt
Organism: Trachemys scripta elegans
Lineage: Eukaryota; Metazoa; Chordata; Testudines; Emydidae
Product: sulfotransferase 6B1-like
Exons: 7
Coding region: 956-2008 (350 amino acids)
Biological process (GO): sulfation
Cellular component (GO): cytoplasm
Molecular function (GO): sulfotransferase activity
Source: RefSeq, a predicted model, not a curated record